CUUUACGUCAUCUAUGUCGUUGUUUUGGUUUUUCAGCUGAGAAGAAGGGGAGAAGAGGAACGUCGACUGUGACCCCGAUUUUCUCCGAUUUAUCUGCGUUCAAGAGGAUAAACAUGCGCAAUGACUUCUGGACUGGAGUCUAUGAAGAAGAAGGUGUACCACGCAGCAAAGGAAGGACUCUCGAUAUCCUUGUAUGCUCACCUCUCUGUCACGCCCCGGGAGGAAUGUCAGGAGCUGUUAGGACAGGUUGUGGAAGAAGAUGGCCAGAAAUGUACUCCACUGUUGAUAUCAGCUCGGAACGGCCAUGAAAAGGCAGUGAGAACUCUCUUAAAGUUUACUCCUGAUCUUGAGCAAGAGGGAACUGUCAAAUUUGACGGCUAUGUAAUUGAAGGGGCAAGUCCGCUUUGGUGUGCUGCAGGUGCAGGUCAUCUAGGAGUAGUGAAAAUGCUGGUGCGAAAUGGGGCAGAUGUGAACCACCCAACGAAAACAAACUCAACCCCUCUUAGAGCCGCAUGCUUUGAUGGACGCUUAGACAUUGUGAAGUACCUGACAGAUCAUUGUGCUAAUAUUCAUAUAACUAAUAAAUACAACAACACUUGCUUGAUGAUAGCAGCUUAUAAAGGGCAUGUUGAUGUUGUACAGUUUUUGUUAGAACUUGGUGCAAACCCGGAUGAAAAGGCCCACUGUGGUGCGACAGCCCUCCACUUUGCGGCUGAGUGUGGGCAUGUGAAGAUUGUGAAAGAACUAUUGGCGCACGGAGCUAAAAUUACCAAAAAUGAACAUGGCAUGACUCCCCUAAUUGCUGCGGCUGAGAGAACAAGAGCAGAUGUCGUUGAAUAUUUGAUAUCAAGACCUGACGUUACAAGAGAAGAAAAAGUGGAUGCUCUGGAGCUGCUCGGAGCAUCAUAUGCUAGUGAUAAAGACAAUUAUGAUAUAGAAUUAGCCUACAAAUACAUGAUGCUUGGUAUGAAGGAAAGAUAUAGUGAUGAAGACAAUAUUAUAAGAAAAACAAAAACUGAACCUGUGCCCGCAUAUGAAAAUCGUAUCGAGUGCGAAACAGUAGAAGAGCUGGAGGCCAUACUUCAUAUUCCGGCAACCCUUCAUAUGGAGAGCUUAGCCAUCAGAGAACGAAUUCUUGGCCCUCAUAAUCCUGAGGUUCCUCACCCAGUUAUAUUCAGAGGAGCUGUAUUUGCUGAUAAUGCUCGAUUUGAUCGGUGUUUACAGCUCUGGAUCCAUGCUUUAAGAUUAAAGCAGCUAAAUAAAGUGUGUGUUAUGAAGGAUCUCUUGAGAUUUGCACAGGUAUUCUCACAAAUGUUACAUGUUGGUGUGCAGCUAGAAUUUGAAGCUGUGCACGAAGUAUUAGAUGCCACGGUCAUAGAACUUCAAAGAAAUCAAGAAAAAAUUGAGUCUCCCGGUCCAAAGGAUGACGUAGAGACAAUAAAGGAUGAAAUGGAAAGCAACAUGAUAACUGCCCUGUACCUUAUCAUGAUUGCUGUCUGCGUGGCCAAAGGUCGGUCCACAUCUGCUCAACUCAACGGUGGCGGAAACGGUGGCAUUGGAAUCAAUAAUGGGAUUAGGGGAAUAAACGGGGGUGUUGGUCUUGUAGGUAUCGGGGUGGGGGCGCUGGAAGGUGGGGAUGCCAUUAGGCCUUCUUUGCAACAGAACAACCAGACUGUCGAAAAGGAAUCUCAAGUAUACCAGACAGUUUACAAUCUUGUGAGAGUGCAAGCCAGAACUAGGAGUGGACAGACACUUCUACACUUGGCUGUCAAUCCUGAUACUCCUGUAGAUGACUUUCACACAAACCAUAUCUGCAGAUUUCCAUGUGCAACAACUACAAAACUCCUUAUUGCAUGUGGUGCCGAUGUCAAUAGUAUGGAUAGCAACCGUAACACCCCCUUACACCUUAUUGUUCCUUACCAGAAGCCUAUAAGUGAUUUUUUGACUUUACACAAUAUCAUAAUGGCACUAAUAGAGAAUGGUGCUCACAUGGACACCGUCAACCAGAUGGGAGCAACGCCUUUUGAUUCUGCAACGACAGGUGUUGCAGAGAUCAUCCUUAGAACGCAGAAGAAACUGAGUCUCAAAUGUCUAGCGGCAAAAGUCAUCAAAGUCAAUAGCAUCCCCUACAAGGGUCAAGUUCCUCGUCUUCUUGAGGCUUUCAUUGAGCUACACGGCCCUGGCCAUGUUGAUGGACUAGCCACAAGGCCAAGCAAAAGCGAGCAUCAACUGUAAAAUCUGUUGUCCAAUAGUUUUACAAAAGUCUCCCCUUUUCUAUUGGGAGAAUGACCAGAAAUUAUGUAACCAACAGGCGAGCUAGGGUAUAACCUCUGUGCAUAGCAAGAAAGUAAUGUAUCGGUGAUCUUGCAUCUUGUAAACAGGGCUACAUGUCUAACCCCAUGAAAAGAAACAAGGCUUCAUUGCUAGUCGAAAGUACCAGAAGAGGCAGGAUUUGUAAAACUUUUGUAGCCUAUAUUGUGUAGAAUUAAUUGUCAGUACUCCAUUAGUUAAUAUAAACCCAAAGUGCUCUUUUAACCCAUGAUUAAGUUUAAUUAUAUCAUGAAGAACCAGGCCCAAAUGUUGGGAAAUGAUGGGAAGCAACCAAGCUACAUGUGGUUGAGUCUGCUCUUAGUUGUGUGCACUAAACAGGUAUUCGUUUGGUCUUAACUGUGGUCAUGGAGGAGAUAGUCCCCAUCAGAAGUGAGCAGGAUGUACAGUAUCUUUUUUCCCCAUAUUUCCCCCAAAAAAUAUGUAUACUGCUGUAAAAAGCAUAGAGUGUAUGUUAAUUAUACAUUUUUCAUGCUUCUAAUUUUUUACUCAAGCAGUUGAAAGCACACAAGUCCCAGUGUAUGGUGAAGGAUACCCUAUUAUGAAUGGAUUUAAAAAGCAUUUCGGGGAUUUGAAGCUAGUAUGUGAGUGGUUGGGGAGUUUAUAAACAGACUUGUGUAUGGACCAAACACAGUGGAUAUGGACCAAAUACAGUGGAAUGAAGUGUUUCAUCAUAGGCAGCAGUUCAUACCAAAUUGGAUUAUCAUAUCAUAUACAUAUCACUGACAAUUCCUGUGUUCAUAGCAUUAGAUAAUAGAUCAGAACAGAAUUAUAUGUGAGACUAAACACUGUUUACUUAAUAGUUCCAGCAUGAAAAUGACUUUCAUGAGAACCUGAAACUAUUGAGAAGUUCUGUUGGUAUGCCCUUGGUUUGUUGCUAUUCUCUAUUUGAAUAUAAAGUACAAUAACAUUCUUUCUACAAGUUAUAUCACUUGGGAUAAUUGAGAAGGGUGUACAAAGAUCUAGUGAAACAGAAAUAGAUAAGGGAAAACCUACACCUUUAUGCUAGGUGAUUACAUACAUGCAAUAUCUGCAGGAUAAAACAAGAACAGAAAGACAGAGAAAAACAACAAAUUGUGGAAAUAUUCUCAUAAUUAUAUCUCUUACUGCAAAACCUUAUAAUUUGUCUCUUUGCUUCUCACUUAAUGCUGAAGUUUAUAUAUGCUAAAUCUGCAUAAUCUGAAGUAAGUAUUUCUGCAAAUAUCAAAUGUUUCAUUACACAUAUUUUAUUUAAGAAACAUUCACUUUACAUGCAAGCAUUUUAUGAUUGUGAUAAUUCUGUCAUAUAAGUUAAAUGAGUAAGGCCUGCAUUUUUAUUCCUAAUAAGAACAUUGAGGGACAUGCUUUGUAUAGCUCACCAGACAUAUACAGCUAAACAAAGGAACAUACAGCCUUCGCAUAGACUGCAACAUACAGCCUUCACAUAGACUGCAACAUACAGCUUUACCUCUUAGGAGUUCAGAGUUACGUGUCAGAAUUUCUGCAUGAACCUCGAUGAGCUCUUUAAAUACAGCUACACAAAAUAAAUCGUGACUGUCUUAUUCUUUUACACAGAAAAACAUAUUUUGGAAGAAAUAUGAUUUGCUAUUUUUAGUGCACCACUGGGUCAACCUAAUUUCUUUAUUGCACAGUUCUGCAGUUAAUACUAGUACUCACUCAUAAUCAGAAUAUGAGAAUCUCCACAUUGGUAAAUAUUUCUUGCCGAAUUUACUGUAUAAAGGUUUUAUAACUAAUGGAGUUCUCACCAUCAUGUCUCACGUGCAGUACCAUAAAGUCCAUCUACAUUAUAAACAAAGUAUAAGUCUAGACCAGUGAGUUUAUAUUGAUGUGUUUAUAUUUAUAGACUUAAUGAGUAGCAUUACUUUAGCAUGCUGAAAUGACCCAAACUGUGCAUUGGUAUUUGUAAAGAUAUAUAUAUAGAUAUAUAUGUAUCUCAUGUAAAUAUUAUUUUUCUGUGAUUACAACAUAUUUAUUUAA
Messenger RNA from Penaeus chinensis, 4305 nucleotides. RefSeq names its product protein fem-1 homolog B-like (gene Fem-1). The record is from RefSeq and is a predicted model, not a curated record. The transcript is spliced from 12 exons. Gene Ontology annotation, molecular function: protein binding. The coding region runs from base 121 to 2235 and encodes 704 amino acids. NCBI's taxonomy places the organism in Eukaryota, Metazoa, Arthropoda, Malacostraca, Decapoda, Penaeidae.